Schistosoma mattheei is the source of this 3380-nucleotide messenger RNA. NCBI's taxonomy places the organism in Eukaryota, Metazoa, Platyhelminthes, Trematoda, Strigeidida, Schistosomatidae. The record is from the annotation of a GenBank genome assembly.
UAACUCUACGCGGAUCAUUUAACAGUUUUGCUCUAGUGUUAAAAACUAGUUACAUUAUCCUUUUACUUGGAAGAAUCAAAGAUUUUGUUAAAGCUUAUGAGCAAGCUUCAAUACUCUUGUUUUAUACUGAUGUGUAAAUCAACCAAACUGAUCCUCUAAAACUACUUAUUUGGUUUAAACCUACAACAAAAAUGUUGUACUUUGAGGAUUUCAUGGAAGCAAUUGAAAUAUGCCAUCUGAGCUAAAUGAAAGCCUUACAAAUGUUCGACAGCUAGACCUACAAGCUCAAAAUAUUUUAGAUUCGCUAUCAGAAACCAUACAGACGUUUUUCGAAAACUGCAGGUUUGGUAGACUCUUAGAAUAUGAGAAAAGUACUCAGAUUCUUAAUAUUACUCGGGAAUAUGAGCGAGCACUUGUUCAUUGCAAGGACAAACGAGAAAUAGUGGAAAAUAUAUAUAGCACAUACCGUAAAUUAGUGAGAAAAUUGGAUAUUGAGUUGGAAAAGUUCCGAAUUGAAUUAGAGGCUGAUAAUUCAGGAAUAACAGAACAAAUAGAAAAAAGAGUUCAGAAUGCACUGGGCAAAGCAAUAACAACAAAUUCGAAGGCAGAACGUAGAAGACAAAGACUGCGAUUUCAGCAAUCUAGUCAUUGCAAAAAUAACUUCUCAGUGAGAAGACGAUUGGUUGGGCCGGCUUUCAGAGCAGCACUUAAAUCUGCUUGCAUGAGACCCAUGCAAUCGGGGGGAGUGCCGUCUCUGGAAAAUACUAAGUUCUCACUAAAUGGUGACCAAACGUCUUUUAAUAACUCUAGUUUAAUCUCAACUUCUGGAUGUCAUGUUCAAGACACAGGAUCCUACAGAAAGAACUCUGUUCAUGCGGAUGGCCUAAGUCCUCUUAGAUCAAUUGACGAAACAAUAAAACAAGUUGAUGUUGUGUCGUAUAAAGCAGCGUUCAGCGUCUUUUCUUGUGCGCAUUUAUUUGAAUUAUAUACUCACUGUUACUUUAGAUAGAAUGGAUAUCCAGCAUUAUGAAAACUCAAUAUUUACUGGCCACGUAUGUUUGUGAGGUUUAUGCGUAUAUUUAUCGCUUUUCAUCAAAGUUCUCAUCCGUCAAAUAAUACCACAGAGCACCGGGUUAUAUUUAUACUGUUGCCUGUGUUCGCAGCUGAAAUAAUUCAACUAAGCUGUACGUGGUAUUAUUAGUUGUAUAAAACGUAGUAUAUAAUGAAUGUAUGUUAGCCUCAUGAUGACACCAUCUAGAAACUUGUUUAAGGACGUGUUUUCGGAGAGUCAGUAAAUCAUCAUUUCACCAGUCUUUGAUGUUCUUUGUGCCGUGUGAAUCCAAGUGGUUCCCGUCUCAAAGUCUAAGCAGUAGAAUUCCACCCGUUCCUGGUUGUCAGGUAAGAGCAGUAAAAUUGUAAAUCCAACAGAGUCGAUGAAUACAUAAGAGCGAUGUUACGUCAGACCUCUGAAGUUAAUCCAUCUGCUCUUCCUCGUUUCAGAUUACUUUAGCUUUUUGAAAUUCGAUCAAUGUCGAGUAGGGGGCCUGUCUCAAUGUUUAUUCAGGCUGUUUGGAAAUGGUGGUAGCUGAAGGCAAGCUAAACUGCUCCUUGAAGUGUUCUGCCCAUCGUUCCAAACGUUUAGACUGGGAGCAGAUAAGAGUGCCAUAUUUUUCUGAGAUUGUUUCACAACUGAAUUCAGAAUUCCAGUUUCUUUUAUUAAUCUGAAAAGCUGUCUUCUGUUAUAGUCACGGUUUUUCCCAUCUGUUUUGCUUUCGUUGCCCAUCACUGCACACGAUCGUUCCUUAGACUUUUGGCUAGCCUACAUCUGAUUUGUUUUCGCUCGUCAUCUUGUUCGGAGCAUGAUGGGAUAAGUUUACGAUAGUCUAUCAGUGCAAAAGAUGUGGCAACCCUUUAAUAUAAAUCACUAAUAGAUAUGGCCACUGUUCCCACUACUGUUCGUAUAUCUUUCCAAGGAACAUCUGGGUCAGCCUCGUUUUCGAAUAUGGCCUUAGUGUGACUUCAGUUGUUCCUGGAAUUUGUCUUGGCUUUAUUAUCGCCGAGUCCAACUUUAAUGGGUCUUCUUGAUAUGGUUUUUUUGUUUCCAGUGAGGCACAAGCAAAUGCGUACUCGUACUAAAGCAUGGUCGGAGUCAAAACAUUUACUCCAGAACGAUCGGCAGUCUUCUAUCGAGCCUCUCCAAUGACGAAUAAUGGUCCAAUUGGGUCCAUCUGUAGUUUGAUGCAGACGGUCUCCGUGUUAGACGAUAUCUUUCUUUGUGCUUAAAAUUAGUGCUUGUUAAAAGUAAACGAUUGCCUGAGCACAGUUGCAGCAGUCGGUCACCAUUACCAGUUCGUUGAGUCGAAAUACCAAGGGACAACUACGUGAGGCCGGUCACACACGGCUUUUUUCUGGGUAAUUUUUGUGUUAGCUCCGUAUUUGUUGAGACCUUACCACCGGGGACAGAAACCCGUGGGAUAAAGAGAGGUGUGCGUUUUCAGUGUCGACCUUUUCAACCCCACCCUUCAUGUGUAGGAAGGCAGCAUCGCUGUUAUGCUGGUUUUAUGAAACAUUUUACCGCCGUCACACCUCUGUACAGUCAACAGUAUGACUUCGCCCUCGGACCUUGGGUUUGUUGCUUUUAGUCUUACCGUUUUUCAACCAACCUAUCUGGCAUCCUGAGGAACAACUGUUCCGGUCAGUAUAGCCCGAUUGAUUUAUCACAAUAGGCUAGCUCGACCACCACGUCAAGGUAGCUACACUCAUUGGUGUGCAGUAUACUUUUACUUUAGCUUCUAGACAGAUAUCUCUCUUGUGCAGCAAGUGACGCGUGUGUGGAAAAUCUAACUAGGGUUGCAGCAACGGUCGAGCAACAAAGGUUACUUUGUAGUGAAUAAACUUAUCGGUAUUAGACCAUUGAAAAUCUAAAAGCACUGAACGGCGGUCCCGUUCUAGUAUAGGUUCAAGCUUCACGCAUCCACGACUCCGUACUUUGACUCAAACUCAGGACUUUGGUCUCGCGCGCAAGCACAUGAUGGUUGUCAGUGUAUGGGUUCUAGGUAGUUUAAGAUUGAUCAGUUCAUAAUAUGAAUGAAACUCAAUCUCCAUAAGCCUAUGCUGACUGGCUAUAAAGCGGAUAUUUAUGAAAUUAUGUUUUUAGGGACUCAUUUUACAAAUAUCUUCACAAAAGAGAACAAAUAUUUGUUAAUAACCAUGAAUCAAACACGAGUCCUAAAAUGCUAAAAGUACAUAUAUUUUUCAAAGUUUUCUGUCAUAUGUUGAUAUAUCGAAAACCAAUAUUUAAGUGGAAAAUCCUUGUCACAUCCCACUUCACUUUCUUGAAAUAUUUUUGUUUGUAGACUCAAUAUGUUUGGACCAUCAGU